Photinus pyralis (common eastern firefly) is the source of this 1253-nucleotide messenger RNA. Its product is annotated as opsin, ultraviolet-sensitive-like. Lineage: Eukaryota; Metazoa; Arthropoda; Insecta; Coleoptera; Lampyridae. Gene Ontology annotation, molecular function: G protein-coupled receptor activity. Gene Ontology annotation, cellular component: membrane. The transcript is spliced from 3 exons. The record is from RefSeq and is a predicted model, not a curated record. The coding region runs from base 21 to 1238 and encodes 405 amino acids. Gene Ontology annotation, biological process: G protein-coupled receptor signaling pathway; visual perception.
GGCAAGUCAAUUAAGUUUGAAUGUAUCCUCCAAUGAAUUUUACACUAACGCCAAAUGAUACAUCUAAUAUAUUUGCAGUAUUUAUAGAAAAAUACCCAAUUUCCUCAUGGAAGAAAUAUGGAUUUUUUGACGAAAAUUAUAUCAAAUCCAUCAAUGUGCACUGGUUACAAUUUUUACCACCUAAUCAAAUAAAUCAUUACGCUUUAGCUGUUUUGUACGUUAUUAUUAUGAUAAUAGGACUUGUUGGAAACAUCCUCGUAAUAGCUAUAUUUAUAAGGUCGCGAUCGUUGCGAACACCCGCAAAUUCCCUAGUCAUGAAUUUGGCAAUAAGCGACGCAUUAAUGAUGUCAAAAAUGCCCGUAUUUAUUUUUAAUAGCAUAGAGAGCGGACCAGCGCUUGGCAGGUUGGGGUGUCAAAUAUAUGGUUUCCUUGGCGGACUGAGCGGCACUGCUUCAAUCUGUACAUUGGCCGCAAUUUCAUUAAAUCGAUAUUAUGUAAUCAAAUUCCCACUGAAUAUGCGUUUUACGGGUGCCCGUUCUAAAAUUUGCAUUGCCCUUGCGUGGAUAUACAGCGUAACAUUUUCCAGCAUACCACUUCUCGACACCGAAUUAGGCUCAUACGUACCAGAAGGAUAUUUGACCAGUUGCAGUUUUGAUUAUUUAUCGGAAAUGGCGGGAGUAAAGUUGUUUAUAUUAAUUUUCUUUACUGCUGCCUGGCUAAUGCCCUUCACGAUAAUCACAUUCUGUUACAUACAUAUAUGGAUAGUCGUAUUGGAAACAAGAAACGUUGGAAAAUCCGGAAACGAAUCUUCCAGGAAUAUAAAGUUGGAAGAAAAACGACGGCAAGAUCUGAAGUUGGCGGGCACAAUUUUUAUUAUCAUUAUCUUAUGGUUUGUAGCAUGGACUCCUUAUGCUGUGGUCGCUUUGCUAGGAAUAUCCAAUCAUGCGGAUCUCAUAACUCCUCUGGCAUCAAUGAUUCCGGCUCUGUUCUGUAAAACGGCAUCCUGCAUUGAUCCAUUUGUUUAUGCGUUGAGCAAUCCAAAGUUUAAAAACGAAGUUAAAAGAUGUUUUUUCAAAGGGUCUAUACAUAACUAUCAAAGUUCGAAAGUAUGGAGUACGCGCGGUAGCACGGAGAGGCGUAGAACUUUAAAGGACGAGGUAAAAGAUGAGGUCAAAAGUGUGGAGUCGAUAUCAGAAGAGGUGCAAGAGGAAAUAAUAUUAGUUAGCAUAAAGUCAUAAAUGUUUAUUAGAAAA